UAAAGGGCGAGGUUACCCAGGUCAUACAAUUAAAAAAAAAAAGAUGUUAAAAACAAGAACUAAGCUACUAACUGAAAUAAACAAGUGGUAAAAUCUUAAGUUUCUAAAAUACUUUUUUUGUAUGUACAAAAUCGAGUUUCUAAGAUGGUGUCUUACUUCACUUUAGAUGCCACUGGUGAAGUGACAAAUUUUCAGAAGGAAAUUUCAAAUAUGAUGCAUGGUUGUGGUGACAAUCCAAAUCCAAAUGCUGCUACAGUUGUUCUUGUAGAGAGUAUUGUUUUACAACAAUUGCGUUCCAUGCUACAAGAAGCAUUAAAUCAUUCCAUUAUGCGAGGAGCUAAAUCUAUAUCAAACUUUGAUAUAAUAUACUUAAUGAGGAAGAAUCCUGUGAAGUUAAAGAGAUUGCAUGAUUAUCAAAUUAAGUUAGAAUAUAUAGAGAAAAAUAGUCAAACCCAAGCUACCGUUAGCUUAUCCACAGCACCUAUUUUAGCAAGUGUAGAAGAUGAUAAAGAUAUAACUGCUAAAAAGAAACGCACACAUAUUGAAUUUAUCAAGGAACUUGAUGAAGCAGAUGAAGUAAGUCAAAUAAAGUUUGAUGUUAUAGAUUAUUUGCGUAAAGUAAGAGCAUCAAAACUUACAGAAGCCAUGUCGUUUGAAAAAUAUGAGGCUUACCAUAAAGCACGGUGUAGUUCCUUCCGCGGUGGUUAUGGUACAAAUAAAGGUUUUAUAAAACUUGAAAAAUGGGUUAACCCCAAUAAAGAAUUAAAAAUAACCCUUCAAGCAUUGGAAAUACUUUGCUUCUUAGCUUAUGAGACAGUAGCUGAAAUAGUUGAUGCUGUUUUUCUUAUUAGGCAAGAUAGCAAAAAGAAAUCAGGGGAUCCAUUUAGUAAGUUUGAAGGUGGUUAUUUCUGUAAUCCUCUUAGUCUUAAUAAUUCAGUAUACAUUAAGUCAGGCUAUGAGGGAGUCCAAGCAAUUACAGUUGCAGAAGUUAGAGAAGUUUUAAGGAGGUACUUCACACCAAAAAUUGGAAUGAAUGGAUUGUUUUAUAGAAACAUGAGUAAUGAUUUGCCAAUAAGAUAUAUUGCUAUUUAAGUUUUUAUUGGUAAAGAUGAGCCUACAGAUUUUAAGUUCCCCAAGACUGCAUGAAUGAAUGGACUGAAUGGUUAAUGGGUGGUUUAGCAUAAUGACAUAUUGUUUUCAUUUAUAAACAUAACAUUAAAGUUUAUAAUUA
This is a messenger RNA of Pieris brassicae (large cabbage white), 1231 nucleotides long. RefSeq names its product transcription initiation protein SPT3 homolog. Gene Ontology annotation, molecular function: protein heterodimerization activity; transcription coactivator activity. The transcript has a single exon. Gene Ontology annotation, biological process: transcription by RNA polymerase II. Lineage: Eukaryota; Metazoa; Arthropoda; Insecta; Lepidoptera; Pieridae. The record is from RefSeq and is a predicted model, not a curated record. Bases 145 to 1092 code for a protein of 315 amino acids.